UCUCUCUCUCUCUCUCUCUCUCUGCAGAUGGGAAAUGCUUCUGAAAACUCCUUUAUUUCCACCAUAUCUAAAGAGCAAGACUUUCUUCUGGGGAUGAUCUACAGCAUCUUUGGUUUCUUCUCUCUGACAGGGAACACGCUCUUGCUGUUGGUGGCCUACCAGAAGAAGUCUCUUAAACCAGCCGAGUUUUUCAUCGUCAAUCUCUCCAUCAGUGACCUGGGCAUGACCGUCUUUCUCUUCCCCUUCGCUAUUUCCUCGGCUUUCUCUCACAGAUGGCUCUUCACUGAAUCAGUUUGUUUGAGUUAUGCGUUCUGCGGCGUGCUCUUUGGCCUCUGCAGUCUCAGUAAUCUCACCGCCCUGUCCUCCGUCUGCUGGUUUAAAAUCUGCUGCCCGAACUACGGAAACAAGUUCUCCUCGUCCCACGGCAGGUUGCUGGUGCUCGGGGUGUGGUGCUACUCCGCCAUCUUCGCGGUAGGUCCUCUCUCCGGCUGGGGUCAGUACAGUUACGAGCCCUACGGCACCGCCUGCUGCAUCGACUGGUUUGCUCCUCACCACAGCAUCCUCGCCAUGUCUUACAUCAUCUGCCUCUUCUUCUUCUGCUACAUCCUGCCUUGCACCAUCAUCUUCCUCUCCUACACCUUCAUCCUGGUGACGGUGCGCGGGUCUCGACAGGCCAUCCAGCAGCACAUGUCUCCACAGAACAAGAUCAUCAACGCUCAAACACGCAUCAUCAAGCUCUCCGUGGUUGUAUGCAUUGGCUUCCUGAUAGCGUGGAGUCCGUACGCCGCCGUGUCCAUGUGGGCGGCCUUCGUGAACCCGAAAGCAGUUCCUCCGCUAGCGUUUGCCACAGCGGCUGUGUUUGCCAAAUCCUCCACGCUUUAUAACCCCCUGGUCUACCUGGGCUUCAAACCCAACUUCCGCAGGUCCCUCCGCAGACAGACGUUGUGCUCGUGCCUGUGUCAGCCGGAGACGGGGCGUAAAAAGGCAGACAGGGAAACUUGCCGGUCCGCUCACAACUCCAAUGGACCUCAGAAAAGUCACAGAACGUGCCAGCACUGCCUGGACCCCACCUCCCGUCACUGCCUGAACAUCAUGCCCCAGAGGACGAUUCGGAUCCUGACCGGCUGCUCGAACAGCGAGGUAGGAGUCAGUCAGCUGUCUAAUGAGAUGCAGAGCAACUUCCUCUAG
Molecule: messenger RNA, 1188 nt
Organism: Clarias gariepinus (North African catfish)
Lineage: Eukaryota; Metazoa; Chordata; Actinopteri; Siluriformes; Clariidae
Gene: opn7b
Product: opsin 7, group member b
Exons: 5
Coding region: 28-1188 (386 amino acids)
Biological process (GO): G protein-coupled receptor signaling pathway; visual perception
Cellular component (GO): membrane
Molecular function (GO): G protein-coupled receptor activity
Source: RefSeq, a predicted model, not a curated record